Molecule: messenger RNA, 751 nt
Organism: Prosopis cineraria
Lineage: Eukaryota; Viridiplantae; Streptophyta; Magnoliopsida; Fabales; Fabaceae
Product: RING-H2 finger protein ATL48-like
Exons: 2
Coding region: 305-562 (85 amino acids)
Source: RefSeq, a predicted model, not a curated record
UGAAGCUGAUUGCGCAUUUUUCUUUUAAGCUUUUUCCUCCGUCAAGCCCAGAUUCCAAAAUCUAGCUGAAUUUCUCCAUCCGGGCGCGCCUUCUGUAAAGAAUAAUUCACACAAGUAUUUGUGUUUUUUCUUUUUUUUUUUUUUCAGUUUUUGGGAUCAAGAGGAGAACACGAAAUUCACUGCUUCAUCUGCUUGCUUCGUGCUUAUUGGCAAUAGCGUUUGCCUCGCUUCCGAAUUUUUAAUCAAAGCUCAACCUAAUUUCGUUGUUUUUCCUCGAUCAGUUUUCAUUUUGCUUGUGGAGAAUAUGGGUAACGCUGAACCCAGUUUGCAGGGUUUGUUGGAAGAGAAGAAGCGAGUUAGGAAUCCCUUAGUCCCCAUCGGUGCACUUGUUACUGCUGGUGUACUCACGGCUGGCCUGAUCAGUUUCAGACAAGGUAAUUCUCACUUGGGCCAGAAGUUAAUGAGGGCUCGUGUUGUUGUCCAAGGUGCCACCGUGGCCCUCAUGGUUGGCACUGCAUUCUAUUAUGGAGAUAAUCCCUGGCAAUCGAGUAAAACUAUUUGAUUGCUUUGUUCAUUUCGGUUUGUCUUGCCUGUGACGUGUAAUGUUGAUUUUGGGUCUUAAAGGACCCAGUUCCUUGCCUGCAUCGUAUUUCUUUCAUUUCUACAAGAAUGAAUACACCCUUGGAUCUUCUCCAUACUCUCUCUCAAUGCAUCUCUUCAUUCUACCCAUUUAAUUAUUCAUUUAAUUUAA